GACUAUGUAGCCCUCCUAGAUGCGUGCAUUAAAUCCGGUUCGCUGUUCUCUGACUCAACCUUCGCCCCGGACCAGAGCUCAAUCGGUAUGCCUACCGACCCGGAUCCCAAAAAGGAGAUCAAGUGGCUGCGACCCAAGGAAUGUUUGGUGAUCAUCUAGGGAUGCCUUGAAGAUGGACCAGUCGAUCGUGAUCGACCGAUUGGUGACAACUGGGCUACAUCAGGGUUCCCCCAGCUAUGCAGUGCUAGGGAAGAAAAAAAAGUGCACCCAGGGGGGGCCCCAGGACAGAGUUUGGGGAACCCUGGUCUACAUGAUAGCCAGCCAUGUGGUCACUCUCAAAAACAUACUUCUAAAUUGCAAUAGUCAAAUUUCUUAGUCAUGCUUAUUUUAUGGAUAUCUGUAGCCUAUGUUAUCAUUUUUACAUUGACAUUAUGAAUUGAGGUUGAUGAGGAUAUGCGUAGCUCUAGUUGUGUACAAUUGGGUGAUGCUCCUGGACAGAUGUAGGCUACACCAGAGCUGACUCACUGUCAGGUGUGAGAGAGAGAAGAGAGCGAAUUGACAGAACGGAGAAUGUUGAGAGAAAAGAAAGAGAACUUACAGAGUUUGUGCCAAACAGCUGGACAGGAAAUCACUAAAAGCAGAAAAGACAUGGAAAGAGGAGAACAACCGAAGAAGCCAUGGAACGUCUGUGAUGCAGUUGAAAUCAGGAACAUUGCUUUGUCAUCAUCCAGUCAACUGUUAUGUGAAUGAAACAAAGAGUUACACAUUCCCUCAGACAGUGUAAACUGUAGUCUUGAACUCUGCCCUGUGUCUCUCUCUCUCUCUCUCUCUGCAGGAGAUCAGUGCCAAUGCUGUGUUUGUGGAGGACACAACCUGCACCACCGAUAUCUGCCAGGGCCAGCUGGGUGACUGUUGGCUUCUGGCUGCCCUGUCCUGCCUUACCAUGCACCCCAAUCUCUUUGUCAAAGUGGUACCACCUAAUCAGAGCCUGACAGAAUCCUAUGCUGGCAUCUUCCACUUCACGUUCUGGCAGUAUGGUGAGUGGGUGGAGGUGGUAGUGGAUGACAGGCUGCCUGUACGCGGAGGCCGCCUGCUCUUCAGCUACUCCUGUACCCGCAACGAGUACUGGAGCGCCCUGGUGGAGAAAGCCUAUGCCAAGCUGAUCGGGUCAUAUGGCAGUCUGAAGGGGGGUAAUAUCUCUGAGGCGAUGGAGGACUUCACAGGGGGCAUAGCCUACUCCCUCCCUGUAUCCUCACGCACCCCCAGGAUCAUGUGGAAAGCCCUCUCUGAUGCCCUGUCCCGUGGCAGCCUGCUCAGCUGCUUCAUACAGGCUAGUAACUAUCUUGAGAUAGGCACAGUAACUGCAGAGGGACUGGUGAAGGGCCAUGCCUACGCCAUCACAGACACUGACACGGUGAAGAAGUCAGCUGGUGAGGCCUUGUUGCUGAGGCUGAGGAACCCCUGGGGCUUUGUGGAGUACUCUGGACCCUGGAGUGACAAGAGUAAAGACUGGGAUGAUGUGAAUGCUGCUGAAAAGAAAAGGAUUGAGCUGAAAAAUAGUGAGGACGGAGAGUUCUGGAUCAGUGCGGAGGACUUCAGCAAGCUGUUUGGCACAGUGGAGCUGUGCAGUGUGGACCCUGACCCCAUAGUGGAUGAGGACACACCCACCGACCCCGACUCCCCUGCCGCCCCCAUCUCUUCCUGGUCCCUCAGCUCCCAUAAAGGCUCCUGGGUUUCGGGCUCCACUGCAGGGGGAAGCUGUACUUACCCUCGAUCCUUCUGGAAGAAUCCCCAGUUCCAGCUUGUCCUUGCCGAGCAUGAUGACGAUCAUGCGAUGACUCCGGAGGAGAAGAAGGUGGCCGAGAAUCAGAAGGAGAAAGCGAAGCAGUGCACCGUGUUGGUGGAACUACUGCAGAAAAACCGGAGAAAGAAGGACAAAGUCAACUUCCUCCACAUCGCCUUCCACAUCUACAAGGUUCCUCCAAAGCUCCAGGGCCUGUGUCUGGACCAGAGCUUCUUCUCUUCCCAGCAGCCUGUGGGGAGUUCUGGGAAGUACCAGCCCCUGAGGGCUGUGUGGAGGGAGGUGAGACUGGACCCGGGAAACUAUGUGAUUCUGGCUUCCACCUACAGUCCCAACCAGCCUGCGGAAUUCUUCCUCCGCGUCUAUUCCAAGACCGGCAACAAUCUGGGGACCAAAGAUUUCACCUGCUCCACUGGCUUCAUCAUGGUAAUGUCAAUGCCACCAGUGUUGCCAGAGGAUCGCAAGAGAGUACAGAAGACCUUUGAUGAGAUGGCGGGGCCUGACGACAAGCUGAAUGCUAAGGAGUUCAUGAAGCUGGUUAACUCAGUUUUGGAGAAAGACUACCAGCUGCCACUGGAGACAUGCAGACAGCUCAUCUUUGGAGAGGAUACUGGGGGGCGUAGCAGUCUGACCCGAGAGCAGACAGAGCCUGUGCUGGCCUCUCUUCGCAGUCUGCAGUCCAUCUUCUUCAAGUUUGAUCAGGACUCUUCAGGGACCAUGAGCCCCUUUGAGCUUAGUCUGGCCCUCCAGGCUGCAGGGGUGCAGUGUGAUGGCCAGGUCAUACAGCUGCUGUGGGAGAGGUUUGGCUCUGGGGAGCCGCAUCUGCCUUUCCAUGGCUUUGUGGCCUGUGUCACCAGGCUGCGCAAGCUAUUCGCCCUGUAUAAAUCAGAGAGCAACCCAGAGGUCAAAGAUGUGGGAAUCAAUGCCUGGCUGCUCAAACUCCUGACCGUGUGAGUGUGCUCUGCAAACGGGGUCUCCGCGUGGGCAUUCUGUCUGACCAGGACCAUAUGAUAACAUCAUGCUUCUGUCGGCGUCCACACACACACACACACACACACACACACACACACACAAUCCCUGAACUUUGUCACCAUACUAUACACCACUGCCAUAUUGUCCUAUAGUGCUUUACAUUCAUUUACAUGGAUAGUACCUCUGGAGUUAGUGUCACUACUAAUGUAUUUGAUGUGUACACAGAUAUGAAUCUGUAAAUGUUCAUUUGUUUCAGCUAUUUCCGCAAAGUAAUUGAGUCAAGUAUUUUCAGUUUUACAGCCAAGUAUGUCUUAAAACUCAAAUAAUGAGGUGGUAUUGCCCAACAGCUGAAAUAGUGAAAAUGUAUUUGAAGCUCUGGAAAUUAAAAUGAAAAACGCAAUAAUGAAAUGCAUCCGAAAAUAAAUCUUUGCAAACAUGAA
This is a messenger RNA of Oncorhynchus tshawytscha (Chinook salmon), 3213 nucleotides long. It is a transcript of the gene capn12, whose product is annotated as calpain 12. Gene Ontology annotation, biological process: negative regulation of apoptotic process; proteolysis. The record is from RefSeq and is a predicted model, not a curated record. Gene Ontology annotation, cellular component: cytoplasm. Gene Ontology annotation, molecular function: calcium ion binding; calcium-dependent cysteine-type endopeptidase activity. The transcript is spliced from 22 exons. Lineage: Eukaryota; Metazoa; Chordata; Actinopteri; Salmoniformes; Salmonidae. The coding region runs from base 944 to 2755 and encodes 603 amino acids.